GGAAAAAAAAAUCAAGAAAUAGAAAAUAAUCCAUAUUAAUACAGAUGACCAAUGAACCAAAACUCUUGUGCCCUCCUAUGAAAUUGGAGUUUCCAUUGAUCUCUCUCCCUCUCUCCUCACUUUCUCUCUCUAUAUCCCAAAAAGGACUCCUCACGAGAGCGGAAUUCCUCCUAUAUGGCAUUUCUCCUUCUCCUCACAAUCCCCUUUUCUUUCUCCGAGGACAGCUCUUCAAUUCCAUUACCAAUCCACAUUCGCUUUAAUUGACGAGUUGUUUUUUUAUUGGAAGGAGGAAGAAAAAAAAAUUAGAAAAAAAAAAUUUAAUCUUGAAGGGUAUUAUUUAGGAAUCCACAAUUCCGGCGGUGGGGGAUCUCAUUCCUCCGGGCAAAUUUGUGGGGAAAGAGAUGCCGAUCGCUGUGAAGAAGGAGGAGGAUGCCUUUAGGAGAUCCUCUAAUUCGCUGAGCUUCAAAAAGCUUGUUCCCAAGGUUCUGCGCAGCACUUCCAUGAAGAACCUCUUCAAAUCGAAGAAACCUAGAACUCCUCUUGAGGUUGUCGCCGCCACCACGGAAUUGCUCCUCUACAUCGAUUCCGCUGCUGAUGAUUCCUCCCAGAAACGCAAUGACAAGUUGGAACAAUUAGAUGUCUGUAUCAGAGAGCUGAAAUCAAUCCUAUACGGCAUUGACGAGUCCGAACCUGCUCCAGAAGCUUGUGCUCAACUGGCUCAGGAAUUCUUCAAGAACGAUACUAUGCGCCUCCUCAUUAUCUGUCUCCCAAAGUUGAACUUUGAGGCUCGUAAAGAUGCCACUCGUGUCGUAGCAAAUUUGCAAAGGCAAUGUGGUGUGUCAAAAUCGCUUGCUUCUGAGUACUUGGAAGCCAAUCUUGAUCUUAUGGAUUUGUUGGUUACUGGGUACGAUGAUCCUCUAAAUGCUUUGCAUUUUGGUGGAAUGUUGAAGGAGUGCAUACGACAUCAGGUUGUUGCUGGGUACGUCUUGAAGUCGGAGCAUAUGAAGAAGUUCUUUGAUUACAUCCAACUUCCAAAUUUCGAUGUUGCUUCGGAUGCUGCUGCUACCUUUAAGGAGUUAAUGACACGGCACAAGUCCACGGUUGCAAAGUUUCUGACAGAAAAUUAUAAUUGGUUCUUUACGGAUUUCAACUCGAAGUUGCUCCAAUCUGCAAAUUACAUGACCAGAAGACAUGCUGUCAAGCUCCUUGGAGAUAUUUUGCUCGAUCGAUCAAAUUCUGGUAUUAUGGUACGAUAUGUCAGCUCAAUGGACAACAUGAGAGUUCUGAUGAAUCUUCUGAGGGAAUCACACAAGACCAUCCAGAUUGACGCGUUCCAUGUGUUCAAGCUUUUUGUGGCUAAUGAGAACAAGCCUAAUGAUAUCAUCAACAUACUGUGUGCCAAUAGGAGCAAACUUCUUCGGUUUUUCGACGGCUUCAACGUCGAUAAAGAAGAUGAAAUGUUUGAGGCAGACAAAGCGCAGAUAAUGAAAGAGAUAGCUGAACUCGUACCGACAACUCCGAUGAACUGCUCCGGAGAAUUGUUCAAACCGAUGAUAGUUUAAGUUGCAGCUGUGUUCUAUAUAUUCUCUGCAAAUAUGUUUUUUUUCUAUUAAUUAUCCAUAAAAAAAUAUAUAUAUAUGGAAGUGAGAAUUGCUAGUUAUCUGCCUUUCAAUUCCUUUCAAUAUUUAUAGUUAGUUGAUUUGCUACUUUCUCAAAAUUGCUUCCACAGUAUUUCACAAAUUAUUAUUUAACCUAAAGUUUUGUGUAUUUUAUUUUUCA
Erythranthe guttata (spotted monkey flower) is the source of this 1779-nucleotide messenger RNA. Its product is annotated as putative MO25-like protein At5g47540. The record is from RefSeq and is a predicted model, not a curated record. Gene Ontology annotation, biological process: intracellular signal transduction. NCBI's taxonomy places the organism in Eukaryota, Viridiplantae, Streptophyta, Magnoliopsida, Lamiales, Phrymaceae. Gene Ontology annotation, molecular function: protein serine/threonine kinase activator activity.